Microthlaspi erraticum is the source of this 5415-nucleotide messenger RNA. NCBI's taxonomy places the organism in Eukaryota, Viridiplantae, Streptophyta, Magnoliopsida, Brassicales, Brassicaceae. The record is from the annotation of a GenBank genome assembly.
AUGGCUGCUGUUGCGAAUGGUAACACUAAACGCUAUUCUUGGUGGUGGGAUAGUCACAAUACCCCCAAGAACUCUAAAUGGCUUCAGGAGAAUCUUACAGAUAUGGAUAGUAAAGUCAAGCAGAUGAUCAAGGUUAUUGAAGAAGAUGCAGAUUCCUUUGCCAGGCGAGCAGAAAUGUAUUACAAAAAGCGGCCUGAACUUAUGAAACUGGUGGAAGAGUUUUAUAGAGCAUAUCGUGCGUUAGCUGAAAGAUAUGAUCAUGCGACCGGUGCUCUUCGUCAUGCUCAGCAGACUAUGGCAGAAGCGUUCCCGAAUCAAGACCCCAUGAUGUUUGGUGAGGAGUCACUUGGUGGUGCUUCCGCAGAUGAGUUUGAUCCACAAACGCCGGAGAGUUAUCCUCCUAUCCGAGCUCCGGUCUACCCCAGUGAGUUACAGAAAGAUGCGUUGGGGGUUUCUUUCUCUCAUAUGAGUACCGUCAAGCGAAACAUAGCCUUUAUGGAAGAGCCUCACUCUGGAAGUAACGGGAACGGUUUGAAAAUUGCAAAGGCAAGAAAAGGACUGAAUUUCAAUGAUGAUGGAAAAGGAAGAAACGCUAAGGUUCUUUCGGAAUCUGAACGCGCUAGCAAAGCCGAGGCUGAGAUUGUGGCUUUAAAAGAUGCUCUUUCUAAAGUGCAGGCUGAAAAGGAAGCUAACUUAGCUCAGUUUGAUCAGAAUUUGGAGAGGCUGUCUAAUCUCGAGUCUGAGGUGUCUCGUGCACAAGAGGACUCCAGGGGGUUUAAUGAACGAGCCACGAAAGCCGAAGCUGAGGUUGAAACACUCAGAGAAUCGCUCAGUAAACUAGAAGUUGAAAAGGGAUCCAGUCUUCUUCAAUAUCAGAAAUGUCUACAAAACAUAGCUGAUAUGGAGGAUCUCAUUUCUCUAGCUCAGAAGGAGGCUGGAGAAGUAAAUGAGCGGGCCAGCCAAGCUGAAGCUGAGACUAUAGCCUUGAAACAAAGUCUUGUUAGAUCAGAAACGGACAAGGAAGCUGCUCUUGUUCAGUAUCGGCAAUGCUUGGAAUCCAUAUCUAACUUGGAAGAGAGGUUGCGCAAGGCUGAGGAAGAUGUGAGGUUAAUCAAUCAGCGGGCAGAAAAUGCUGAGGGUGAAGUUGAAAGCUUGCAGCUAAAGGUCUCUAAAUUAGUUGAAGAAAAUGAAGCCUAUGAAGUCCAAUACCAACAGUGUCUGGAUACAAUUGCAGAUCUAAAGCUCAAGCUAUUUCACGCUCAAGAGGAAACUCAGAGACUUAGCCGUGAAAUAGAGGAUGGGGUUGCUAAGUUAAAAUCUGCAGAGGAAAAAUGUGACGUGCUUGAGAGAUCAAAUCAAAAUCUGCACACUGAGCUGGAUGGUCUAUUGGAGAAACUGGGGAAUCAAAGUCAUGAGCUCACGGAGAAACAGAAAGAGAUGGGAAGAUUGUGGACUUGUGUACAAGAAGAAAACUUGCGUUUCGUGGAGGCUGAGACCCCCUUUCAAACUCUUCAGCAAUUGCACUCUCAGUCUCAGGAGGAGCUAAGCGCUUUAGCAUUGGAACUGCAAAACAGGUCUCAAAUCUUGAAAGAUAUGGAGGUCCGUAACAAUGGUUUACAGGAGGAAGUCCAGGAAGCCAAAGACGAGAACAAAAGCCUCAGUGAUCUCAAUCUAUCUUCGGCUGCAUCAAUAAAAAGUUUGCAGGGGGAGGUCUCACGACUACGGGAGACAAUAGAGAAACUUGAAGCAGAAGUUGGGUUGAGAGUGGACCAGAGAAAUGCUUUGCAGCAAGAAAUAUACUGUCUUAAAGAGGAACUAAGUCAGAUAGGGAAGAAACACCAGUCCGUGGUACAACAGGUGGAGUUGGUUGGUUUACAUCCUGAAGAAUUUGGGUCUUCUGUCAAGGAGCUGCAGGAGGAGAACUCAAAGCUAAAGGAAAUAAAGGAAAAGGAAAGUAUCGAAAAGCUGUCCCUUCUUGAGAAGUUAGAUAUGAUGGAAAAGCUUGUUCAGAAAAACCUUCUCCUUGAGAAGUCCAUAUCAGAUUUGAAUUCUGAGCUGGAUACAAUCAGAGGAAAGCUGAAGACAUUGGAGGAAGCUUGUGUGUCACUGGGAAAAGAGAAAACAGACCUUCAUUCUGAGAAGGACAUGCUGAUUUCCCGUUUGCAGAGUGCUACAGAAAACAGCAAGAAACUCUCUGAGGAAAACAGGUUGCUGGAGAAUUCUCUUUCUGAUGCCAAUGCAGAACUUGAAGAACUCAAGUCAAAAUUGAAAAGCCUAGAAGACUCCUGCCACCUUCUGAAUGAUGACAAGUCCAGUUUAGCUGGAGAAAGAGAAAGCCUACUCUCUCAGAUGGAUAUAAUGAGAAAAAGCAUUGCAGAUCUGGAGAAAGAACAUGCAGAGUUAAAAGUGAAAGUUUUGGAAUUAGCGACCGAGAGGGAAUCUUCCCUUCAGAAGAUUGAAGAGUUGGGGAAGUCUUUAGAUGCCAAGGACCGUGAGUAUGCUAGCUUUGUGAAAUUGUCUGAGAGUCGGAUGAAUGGCAUGGAAUCAAAGAUCCAUCAUCUUCAAGAUGAAAAUCAAGUGGAACAAGAUCGAGCUCAUGAUGCUCACGUUGAGAUUAUUGUUCUGCAGAAAUGUUUGCAGGACUGGCUUGAGAAGAGUUCCUCUUUGGUUGCAGAGAAUCAGAAAAUGAAAGAGGCGUCUCAGCUGUUAGAGAAGAUAGUCUCUGAACUAGAACAGGAAAAUAUUGGGAAACAAGUGCAGAUUGAGUCCUCGAUUACCUGCAUUAGCAUACUGAGAACGGGGAUCCACCAGGUAUUGAUGAAGCUUGAAAUUACUCCAGGUACAGAUUCCGGUGAUGAGAACUCGCAAGACCAGAAAAAUAUGCAUGACAUAUUGAGUAGACUUGAUGGAAUGCAAACUAUGCUAUUGAAGAUUCAGAAUGAAAACCAGCAGUCUGCUAUAGAGAACCUCGUCCUUGUUGAAUUCCUUCGGCAGCUUAAAUCAGAAGCUGUUGGUAUUGCCACAGGGAAGCGCAUCCUUGAGAAAGAACUUGAAUCUCAGCGUUACCAGACUCAGAAACUUAUCAACACGAAUGGAGAAUUGAGCACUAAAGUUUAUCAAGGAAUCAACAGAGAAGAGGUCUUGAAGGUGAAAAUUGAGGAUUUGCACAGGCAGUUCGCCAUUGAGAACCUCGUCCUUGUUGAAUUUCUUCGGCAACUUCAGUCAGAAGCUUUUGGUAUUGCAACAGAGAAGAGAAUCCUCGAAGAAGAACUUGACUCUCAGCGUUGCCAGCUCUCGUCUUCACGGGAGGAGACUCAUAAUCUUAUCUACGUGAAUGGAGAAUUGACCACAAAAGUUAAUCAAGGAGUCAACAGAGAAGAAGUCUUGAAGGUGGAAAUUAAGGAUUUGCAAAGGCAAGUCUUGCAAUUUCGAAAUGACUACACCAUUUUGGAGGGAGAGAAUUGCAAAACUCUAGACGAGAAAAGGCACUUGACAAAGUCGACACUGCGGUUGGAGGAGGAGAAACGUAAGCUAGAAGAGGACAUCUAUUUGCUUCUUUCCGAGACUCUAUACCAAAGCAAUCUCAUUCUUCUUUUGGAGGAUGUCCUCUUGGAAAAACUUUCAGGAGCGGUGAAAUUAAACGAGGAUUUGGAGAGACUCACUUUUGUUAAGUGUAAUCUCGAGGAGGAGAUAAAGGAGGUUGGUGAUAAGUUAGAUUCUGCAGAAACUAAGAACUUGCAGCUUCAAGGUUUGCUAGAGAAAUCGGAUGCUGAAGUGAUCUCUGCCAGAUCAGCCAAUGAUCAGUUGGAACAUGAAAUUGCUAACGUGAAGGAUCAGUUGGGUCAGAAGGAGAAAGAGCUUUUAGAAGCAAUGCUGAUGAUCUCCGUCGUGCAAAAUGAAAAAUCUGAAUUAUCAAAGGCAGUGGAGGGUUUAGAAUGUAGAUACAAGGAAGCCAAAGCGAUAGAAGAAGAUAAAGACAAGCAGGUUUUGAAACUCAGCGGAGAUUACGAUGAGCAGGUUAAGAAGAAUAGUCACGUGAAUGAAGCUAAUCUGAAACUGGAAGCUGACUUGAUGAACUUACUCAUGGAACUCGAAGGAAUCAGAGCGGAGAAGGAAAAGCUAAACGAGGAGCUUUUGAAAGAAAAGAGUGAGAUUGAGCAAUGGGAGUCUCAAGCUGCGACAUUGUUUGGAGAUUUGCAGAUUUCGGCUGUUCAGGAAACAUUGCUUCAAGGAUUGACCCAUGAGCUAGCCGAAGCCUGCAAGAACCUUGAGGAAAGAAGCACAUUAAAAGACGUGGAGAUUGACCAGCUCAAAGGAAGAGUGAACAACUUGGAGGAUGCUAACAAAGGACAAAACGAUGUUAUGAGCAAUUACGGCCAAGCUAUUUUCUUGCUGAAGGAAAGCAUAGAAUCUCUGGAAAAACAUAUUUCCAUGCCUCACGAAUUCGAGAAUGAACCAGCCAUUGACACUGCUUCGGUGGUGGAUGAAAACGAUGGAUUCUUGGAGCUGCAAGAAAUGCGAUUGAGAAUCAAAGCUGUUGAGGAGGCAGUAACCAGAAACCUUGCAAUGGAAGAACAAAAAGCUACUUCUACCCGAAGAAGCAGAAGGAGAAGUGGAAGUCUACGGAAACCGAACCAUGAAAUCUAUUUGGAUGAAAGCGAGAUGAUCACAAAAGACAUCGUACUCGAUCAGGUUUCUGAUUGUUCUUCAUAUGGGAUAAUAAGUAAGAGAGACAUCCUGAAGAUAGAAGAUGAUCCCGGUUUUGAGGUAAAGCCACAAACACCUCAGAAAGGCAAAUCAUUGUCUGAAGAGUCUUUGGUUGUUGACAAACUAGAGAUCUCCGAUAGAUUCACGGAUCCAAACAAAGAAGUAAACCAGAUGAAAGUUCUCGAGAGACUUCAUUCGGAUUUGCAGAAGCUCUCAAAUCUUCAUAUAGCCGUAGAAGAUUUGAAAAGCAAAGUGGAGAGUGAGGAAAAAGGCGAGAAAGGAAAAGAAGACGAGUACGAAACGGUCAAGGGACAGAUCAGCGAAGCAGAGGAAGCACUAGAGAAACUUCUAAGCAUCAACAGAAAACUGGUGACAAAAGUGGCAAGUGGAUUUGAGAGAACAGAAGGAAGCAAGUCAUCAAUGGAUCUUGAUGAGAGUGAGAGUAACAGAAGGAGGAGAAUAUCAGAGCAAGCGAGAAGAGGAUCAGAGAAGAUCGGGAGGUUACAGUUGGAGAUACAGAGAUUACAGUUUCUGUUACUGAAAAUGGAAGGAGAAAGAGAGGAUCGUGCUAAAGCGAAGGUAACGGAUAGCAAAACGAGGAUUCUUCUUCGGGACUAUAUCUACGGCGGAGUGAGAGGUGAGCGACGGAAGAGGAUUAAAAAGCGGCUUGCGUUUUGCGGGUGUGUGCAACCGCCGCCAUCUCCUUGA